Messenger RNA from Cajanus cajan (pigeon pea), 2605 nucleotides. Its product is annotated as putative serine/threonine protein phosphatase 2A regulatory subunit B''delta. The record is from RefSeq and is a predicted model, not a curated record. Gene Ontology annotation, molecular function: calcium ion binding; protein phosphatase regulator activity. Gene Ontology annotation, biological process: protein dephosphorylation. Gene Ontology annotation, cellular component: protein phosphatase type 2A complex. Lineage: Eukaryota; Viridiplantae; Streptophyta; Magnoliopsida; Fabales; Fabaceae.
UUCUCCUUCUUUUUUUCUUUCUGCACAAUUAUUUCUUCAUUCUCUCUCAAUAAUUUUCUCUCAUUUUCCUUCGCUUUCUAAUUUCUAUCCAUUCCAUUCCACAUCUUUCAUCAGAUCACCAUCACCCUACAUAUUACAUGUUGCUCAUUCAUUCAUUCAUUCUAAACCAUAAUUGCCGAAAGAUCUAGGGUUCUGCCUGAAUCCGCAGCUCCCAAUCUCUAUCUCACCCGCAUUUGUUUCCUUUCGGUAUACCAUCUGAUUCUUGCAGCUUUCGAUUCGGAGGCAUUCAAAUACAGCUUGCAGCAAAAAUAAGAAGAAAAAAAAUCAAAUUGAGGAUUCGUGUUGAUUUCCGCGCUCAGUGAUUGGUUUAGAUGAACAUGGAUGUCGUCACUGAUGUGGCGUCGUUGGACGUCGAAUUAUUGCAGCUCCCAGAAUUUUCCGGUUUGGCCCUCAAGUCUAACCACAAUUUCGUUGAGAAGCUCUUCGACCAGUGGUUGUCGCUUCCCGAAACUAAUCGAUUGGUAACAUCAUUACUCAAUGAAGCAAAGUCAGGUGUGCCCUUGAAUGUCCCCGGGAAUUGCUCCAGUCCAAAUGGUGCAAGUAAUUCUUUGCCUUCCAUGUUUCCUGCUGGCACUGCUCCUCCUCUUUCACCAAGAAGUUCAUCUGGUUCCCCUCGCAUUGUGAAACAUAGAGUUGGCCCAUCUAAUUUGGGUUCUCCUUUGAAAGUUGUCAGUGAGCCAGUUAAAGAAGUGAUACCUCAGUUUUACUUUCAACAUGGACGUCCACCUCCAAAUGAACUGAAAGAACAAUGCUUGUAUAAAAUUGAUCGGCUAUUCCAUGAACAUUUGGAUGGCCUGCAGGUGCAUGAAUUCAAAUCAAUUACUAAGGAAGUUUGCAAGCUGCCAUCUUUUUUUUCCACUUCUCUGUUCCGAAAGAUUGACAAUGGAACUGGUGUUGUGACAAGGAAAACAUUUAUUGAAUAUUGGAUUAAUGGCAACAUGUUGACGAUGGAUAUAGCUACUGUAAUAUUCAAGAUAUUAAAGCAACCACAGCUGAAUUACCUUACUCAGGAUGAUUUUAAACCAGUGCUACGUGAGCUUUUAGCAACUCAUCCAGGGCUGGAGUUCCUGCAGAGCACGCCUGAGUUUCAAGAGAGAUACGCUGAAACUGUAAUAUACAGGAUCUAUUAUUACAUUAAUAGAUCUGGAAAUGGUCGUCUCACCCUGAGGGAGCUUAAGCGUGGAAACAUAAUUGAUGCAAUGCAGCAUGCUGAUGAAGAAGAAGAUAUAAACAAGGUUUUGAGGUACUUCUCUUACGAGCAUUUUUAUGUUAUAUACUGCAAGUUUUGGGAGCUGGAUUCAGAUCAUGAUUUCUUGAUAGACAAAGAGAAUCUUAUCAGAUAUGGUAACCAUGCACUUACGUAUCGAAUUGUUGACAGAAUAUUUUCUCAGAUCCCAAGAAAGUUUACCAGUAAGGUUGAGGGAAAGAUGGGAUAUGAAGAUUUUGUUUACUUCAUACUUUCAGAAGAGGAUAAAUCAUCUGAACCAAGUCUUGAGUAUUGGUUCAAGUGUAUAGAUUUGGAUGGAAAUGGAGUUCUGACAAGGAAUGAACUGCAAUUUUUUUAUGAAGAGCAAUUGCAUCGGAUGGAGUGCAUGGCCCAAGAGCCUGUGCUUUUUGAGGACAUAUUGUGUCAGAUAAUUGACAUGAUUAAACCUGAGGAUGAGAGCUUUAUAACUCUGCGUGACCUGAAAGGCGGUAAACUUUCAGGAAGUGUUUUCAACAUCCUGUUCAAUCUAAAUAAGUUCAUGGCCUUUGAAACUCGUGACCCAUUUUUGAUCCGUCAGGAACGUGAGAAUCCAACAUUGACAGAAUGGGAUCGAUUUGCUCAUAGAGAAUAUAUCAGGCUUUCAAUGGAAGAAGACGUAGAAGAUGCCUCUAACGGAAGUGCAGAAGUCUGGGAUGAAUCACUGGAGGCUCCCUUUUAAAGAUAUUUUAGUACAGGGAUGAAAAGAAAGUAAUGCCCCGUACAUAACUGAUGGACUGGCCAUGAUUCAGAGACACUGGACUCAGGAUCAGCUUUUAAGUGAGAUCGUGCCAACUUUGCUUCAAAAAGUGGGAAUUUCCAAACUAAGAAAACGUGUUUUUAAUUUGCAAGUUGCAACAACAUUCAGAUUUGGGGCCAUUAUCGUGGAAGUUUUGUUGCCUUGUACCGCUAUCCAUGCAAAGUGAGGACGUUUUCUGAGAAGUGAUUAGCCCGGUUGAAUUAUAUUGACAUCAGUGAGUAUGUUAUUUGGGGGCACCCAAGUUAAGGAACAUAAAUAGCAAGAUUUUCUCGCCUUUGGAUCUUUUAGUAGUUUGCUUCAAUGAUCGACUCCCUUUUGCCCCACAGAUAUGUCGAAGAGUACGUUUGUUUCAUCAUAUCUGCAUCUGGUUGCUGUCUUUCACUGAAAUUUAUUUGGUUAGGAAUUGAAGAAUUUAAAGAGUCAUGCAAGACACAUAAUAAUGUCGUUUUUUUUUUCCCUUGACAAUUAGAUUCAUCUUUCAAGAUAUAUGCAGGCUUAUAUUAACACUUGCGCAUAAAUACUAUUUAAUGACUUUUUUUGGA